This is a messenger RNA of Mytilus trossulus (common blue mussel), 2349 nucleotides long. Its product is annotated as checkpoint protein HUS1-like. NCBI's taxonomy places the organism in Eukaryota, Metazoa, Mollusca, Bivalvia, Mytilida, Mytilidae. The transcript has 8 exons. Gene Ontology annotation, cellular component: checkpoint clamp complex; nucleolus; site of double-strand break. Gene Ontology annotation, biological process: mitotic intra-S DNA damage checkpoint signaling; double-strand break repair via homologous recombination; meiotic DNA integrity checkpoint signaling. The record is from RefSeq and is a predicted model, not a curated record. Bases 68 to 934 code for a protein of 288 amino acids.
CGGUAAGCAUCAAAACGAAAGUAGGAAUGGCGGGAAAUAUGUCACAGUUCUAGUUAAACAUAACAACAUGAAGUUUAGAGGGAAAAUCGUUGAUAUAGGAUGUAUUCACCAUUUCACAAGAGUGAUAGGAACUCUCUCAAAACUAAUUAAAAGUUGUGUCUUGAGAAUAACCCCUGGCAACUGGUAUUUUAUACUUGCUGAAAAGCUGGCUAAUGGAGGAAUCCAGAUCUGGUGUGAACUACCUCAGGGUCAUUUCUUUGACGAAUAUGCAAUGGAAGGUGUUUCUAAGGAAGCUAAUGAGAUUUACUUAGAGGUUGCUCCAGAUAAUAUUGUUAAAGCACUAAAAACAGCUAGCAAUGCCAAGUGGAUCAAGAUUAAAUUGACAAAAAAACAUGUCCCUUGUCUUACUUUUGAAAUUGAUCAGCCAACCCUCAGUUCCCACAGCAGAACAGUAGUCCAUGAUGUUCCAGUUUCUGUUAUACCCAGAAGAUUAUGGGAAGACUAUGAAGAACCAGAACUUCCACACUUUGAUGUCAGUAUAGCUAUGCCACAGAUGAAGUUAUUGAAGAAUAUGAUAGAUAAAAUGAAGAAUCUCAGUAAUCACAUGGUUCUAUCAGCCAAUCAGAAUGGAGAGAUGAAAUUAAGUGUAGAGACGGACAUGGCAGCAGUCAGUACACAUUUCAGAGACCUGAUCAACCCUUCUACUUUAGACCAAGUACCAAGUUCUCAUGACAGUUCUCCAGAAAGGGUAAAAGAUCCCAAUGAGUUCAGCAAGGCCAGGAUAGAUAUCAGAAAAUUUGCCCAGUUUCUAUCAGGACAGCUGGUUAAUCCAACUAAAGUUAUAUGUAAUAUUGUUCACAACAAAGUUGUCCAUUUCCUUCUGCUGAAUGAAGAUGUCUCAUUACAGUAUUUUAUGCCAGUUGUAGCUUCAUGAUAUAGGAAAAGAAGUGUCGUCUGGUUGUGUGAAGAGAGACAACCUGGUAUUGAUGAUUUUCAAAUUGUGUCAAGGGAGAUAAUUAUGUAAAGGGAGAUAACUGGGUAUUGAUGAGUUUCAAAUUGUGUCAAGGGAGAUAACUGGGCAUUGAUGAUUUUCAAAUUGUGUCAAGGGAGAUAAUUAUGUAAAGGGAGAUAACUGGGUAUUGAUGAGUUUCAAAUUGUGUCAAGGGAGAUAACUGGGCAUUGAUGAUUUUCAAAUUGUGUCAAGGGAGAUAAUUAUGUUAAAUUUACAAGUUGAAGUAUGCUUAGGUGGCAGAAACCAAUUAUUUUACAAUAAAUCUUUAGAAUUUCAUGGAUUUAUGAUUUUAUUUUCUUGAAAAUUCAGUCAAGCUUUUAUACAAAUAAAAAGUAUGGUUUCAAGGAACUAAGAUGUGUGCGUGCUGAUGUAAAUAUAUAGAAAACCUUUAAAUUUGGGUGUCUGUCCAGCAUGGAGAUUUUAAAAUUUAUAAAUGCAUUGCAAAUAAGGCAAAAAAUGUGAUUCUCUGAUACAAAUAUAAUUCUCACCUGCAGAAUCCUGGUAAAAGCCAACAGAAUUUUAGGCAAAAUUCAAGAGAUAAAGGAUAUUUAGUGAAUUGGAGCCUUGUCAGAACCUAUCAUUACCAUCAAAAUCUUAAGAUAUGUUUGUUUACAGAAAAAUUAGUAUUUUCUCCACUAUGAUUGGAUGCUGUCAAGUGAGGAAACCACAAUUUUGACAUCUGAUUGGACUCAUGUGUGAAGGAAAUCCCCAACCUGUGUAUGCAACUACUUACUUGUGUAGUACACUAGCCUAGAAUUUACAUUCAUUUAUUUUUUUAGUCCACAUGAUGCAAUUAUAUACCUCAAUGCUUAACUAUAACAAAAUUUCUGUGUGGGACACAUGUUCUGGUACACCAAAACUGGUACCUGCCACCUUUACAUAACUAAUACUGUUUCAUAAUACCUUCUAUCAAAAUGAUUUUACACAAAAGGGAAAAGAAAAAUAUAAUCUGUUCAUUGACAAUAUAUAGUUCAUAGAAAACUGUUGAUAUUGUGUAGAGUUUGAAAAAAAAAAUAUUCAGAACUCUGAAACAGAUCUUCAAGCUGUUAAAGCUUGGUUAUAAUGGUGAAAAACUUCAAUACCUUUUUUGUACUUGGUUUCUAUUUGCAUUGAUGUUCCAUAUAACAUUGAUUGAAUAACAAUGAGUCAUAAACUUUAAUCAUUGAAACAAGUUGUGAAAAGAUUAAUGUUGUUCAGUUUCUAUUGUAUGAGUGAAAGGAGAAAAGACAUGUAGAAAAAAUGAACUUAUACUGUUAAUGAUAUUUAUUUUAUAUUAUUACUUAACUUGUAUUAUUUAGUACUUGUUGCAAUGUUGUUGAAUAAAUUACAGAGCUUAA